Messenger RNA from Lepus europaeus (European hare), 798 nucleotides. RefSeq names its product lens intrinsic membrane protein 2 (gene LIM2). Gene Ontology annotation, cellular component: plasma membrane. The coding region runs from base 1 to 522 and encodes 173 amino acids. The transcript has 4 exons. Gene Ontology annotation, molecular function: structural constituent of eye lens. Lineage: Eukaryota; Metazoa; Chordata; Mammalia; Lagomorpha; Leporidae. The record is from RefSeq and is a predicted model, not a curated record.
AUGUACAGCUUCAUGGGCGGAGGCCUCUUCUGUGCCUGGGUGGGGACCAUCCUCCUGGUGGUGGCCACGGCGACAGACCACUGGAUGCAGUACCGGCUGUCGGGGUCUUUCGCCCACCAGGGCCUGUGGCGGUACUGCCUGGGUAGCAAGUGCUUCCUGCAGACGGAGAGCAUCGCGUACUGGAACGCCACCCGGGCCUUCAUGAUCCUGUCUGCUCUGUGCGCCACCUCCGGCAUUGUCAUGGGUAUCCUGGCCUUCGCUCAGCAGUCCACCUUCACGCGCCUCUCCCGGCCUUUCUCUGCCGGCAUCAUGUUUUUUGCCUCCACCCUUUUCGUCCUGUUGGGGCUGGCCAUUUACACCGGAGUCACCGUCAGCUUCCUCGGCCGCCGCUUCGGGGACUGGCGUUUCUCCUGGUCCUACAUCCUGGGCUGGGUGGCUCUGCUCAUGACCUUCUUCGCAGGGAUCUUCUACAUGUGCGCCUACCGGAUGCAUGAGUGCCGGCGCCUGUCCACGCCCCGCUGAGCCCGAUCAGAGCCCCCAACUCCAUCUGGAAGGAAAAAAAUGCAGUCGCCGAAGAGGAGGGGGAGGGUCUAGAGGCCAGAAAUCCUGGUUUCUGGGAGCAUGACGGGGCUCACUCCUGGACCAGGGUGGGGGCCCCUGACUCCUGUGUCCCAAGGGGGAAAGAGGAAGAGUGGGGCCUGGUGGGAGGGAGUGGAGGAGAUGCAAGGCCCCCACCUGCCAGGCAGGUUGUUAGAGAUGUGGGAUAUCCUGUAGAGUGACAUUUUGGGGUCUAAUAAA